UGCUGGGCUCACGUGACCAAAACGGCAGGCCUGUCUUAGAGAAGGACCCGAGCCCGGUGAAAGUUUGGUUCAGGCAGCUCGGUCCUUCCCUCUGUAACGGUGUUUUAACCUCAAUAACGGGUUUUUUUUAUUCCGUUUAAGACGCCGUUUUUUGCCGGUUGGUAAAAAUGGCUGCCAGGACAGCUGCAGCUGCGGGACGGUCGUCGUGUAGGAGCUUCUGUCCUUCCAGCCUCCGCUUAUCAGCAGCAGUCGGCAGCAGUCGGCUCUGCACACAGGUCGCCCAAAAGGACAAGCUAGUAAAGAGAUCUGCCUAUAGACCAGAACCCAGCUCCACACACGACUGGGUCGGUCCACCAAACCCCCUCUCGAACCUGCGCCCGAUUGUUUACCACAUCCCUGAGAAUGAAACGGAGCUGGAGAAACGGCUGAGGAACCUGAGGCAGGAGACAGAGGACUGGAACCACAACUUCUGGGCUAAACAGAACAUCACCUUCAGCAAGGAAAAAGAAGCUUUCAUCAUUUCACAGCUGAAGGCAAAAGGCUUGACUCUGCGUGAUGAGGACGGACGACGGCGGUCCCUGAGCAGCGAAGAGAUGGCCGUGUUUUACAAAAGCUUCCUGGACAAAAACAGACUGCGACACGCAAAUUACAACAAGGAAUGGUACAGACGUAACUUCACCAUCACCUUGCUCAUGGCCCGGGUCACCCUAAACAGUGUGUGGAGGACAGUUAGUGAAAGAGACAGCAGCAAGAAAAAUGGCACUCCUACGAGCUGAUACUGAAUCAAAUAUUCCUCUGUCCUCCUAUUAAAAGCUUUGGCUGUG
Archocentrus centrarchus (flier cichlid) is the source of this 824-nucleotide messenger RNA. It is a transcript of the gene coa8, whose product is annotated as cytochrome c oxidase assembly factor 8. Gene Ontology annotation, cellular component: mitochondrion. NCBI's taxonomy places the organism in Eukaryota, Metazoa, Chordata, Actinopteri, Cichliformes, Cichlidae. Gene Ontology annotation, biological process: intrinsic apoptotic signaling pathway. The record is from RefSeq and is a predicted model, not a curated record. The coding region runs from base 168 to 776 and encodes 202 amino acids. The transcript is spliced from 5 exons.